Messenger RNA from Helianthus annuus (common sunflower), 828 nucleotides. RefSeq lists its product as uncharacterized. The record is from RefSeq and is a predicted model, not a curated record. NCBI's taxonomy places the organism in Eukaryota, Viridiplantae, Streptophyta, Magnoliopsida, Asterales, Asteraceae. Bases 1 to 828 code for a protein of 275 amino acids. The transcript has 3 exons.
AUGAAUGUUAUAUCAUGGAACAUUAGAGGGUUGGGGUCCGUUGGAAAGAGUUCAUGGAUUCGAAAGCUUAAGGUGACAAAUGAGGUUGGUUUUUUAAUGUUACUGGAAACUCAGUUUCAGUCGAUCGAAGGGGUGGAUGUAAGUAGAUUCUGGGGGACGGGUGAGUUUGAUUUUGAGUAUGUUGAUGCUACGGGCAGACAUCGGUUUUGGGCGAAAGAGGGCGAUGAAAACUCUAGCUUCUUUCAUGGAGUUAUUAAUGGUCGGAGAAUGUCCAACUCGAUUCCUAGAUUGUUCAUAAACGGGGAUUGGGUGACGAAGCCUAACGAGAUCAAAAAAGAGGUCCAUCGGUUUUUUAAAGAAAAGUUUGUGGAAGAGAUAAAAGAUCGACCUUUUCUUCAUGUGUACGGUUUAAAGACCCUUGAUUCGGAAGCGGCGGAUGUGCUUGUGGUACCUUUUCUAGAGAAAGAGAUUAAGAUGCGGUGUGGUUUUCUGGAUAUUUUUAAUAAUUUUGCAGAGACGGGGGUUAUAAGCCGGGGUCUAGGCUCCUCGUUUAUCACUUUGGUUCCUAAAGUGAAUGAUCCGGUUGACUUGGGGGAGUAUUGUCCGAUUAAUUUGAUUGGUGUAGUGAGCAAAGUGAUAUCUAAAGUCCUAGUAAACAGGUUGAAAAAGGUGAUUGAUAGUCUUAUAUCAGAGACACAAUCGACAUUUGUCGCUGGGAUAUUUAUUCUGGAUGGUCCUCUUGUUAUCAGCGAAGUUUUAUCUUGGGCUAGAAGAUGUGGGAAGGAGUUAUUUAUGUUCAAAAUUGAUUUUGAAAAAGCCUAUGAUUAG